AUGUCAUUUUUUAAAAACGCUUUUAACACCUCCCCCAAGUCAAAGGGGGAAAAACCAGCCGAACGCAAGGUUCGGUUUCAACUUCCCGGAGAACCUGUACCCCAAUCAACCAAGCAGGUUUUCCAAAACCUCAAAUCAACUUUGGCGAAGGGAUUCAAACCUUCGCAAACACCUGGGAAAUCACCCUCAGGUGCACCACUGCUGGAAACACCAGUUAAAAAGCUUACCAAGAAAGAGGCCGAAAGGUUUCUUCUUGUAGAGGGAAUACACAAAAGUAUUGCCGACUGCCUCAGGAGAACCUGGAAGUACGACGAAACUUUCAGUGUUUUUCUUAGGCACCAAGAAUACACAACCAAUAUCGAGUCCUACCAUGCAAAGCUGUUUCAAAGAGUAAGAAAGCUGUGGGGAUGCCUGGAAUCCACCUAUUUACAGUCAUUUGCGUCCAUGGAAGACUCCAUAACAAAAAUAGGCAGCACCGCCUACAAAUCUACAGAUGGAAAAUUUCUCAUCUACAAGAUUUCAGAGGAACACUCCGAAGACAUCAGGAGAGAGCUUCCCAGAAUGGGAAGCCACUACAAAGAGGCAUCAUUGAUACUUCCCCACUUCCAACUCUUGAAAAUGAAUUUUGGAGGGGAGGAAACUAUCUAUGCAGUAAGUCCGGCAUACGAGCACCAAGCAACUGAGGCUAUAAGCUUCUAG
This is a messenger RNA of Lodderomyces elongisporus, 699 nucleotides long. RefSeq lists its product as uncharacterized. Bases 1 to 699 code for a protein of 232 amino acids. The record is from RefSeq and is a predicted model, not a curated record. Lineage: Eukaryota; Fungi; Ascomycota; Pichiomycetes; Serinales; Debaryomycetaceae. The transcript has 2 exons.